This is a messenger RNA of Jatropha curcas, 3990 nucleotides long. RefSeq names its product Leucine-rich repeat receptor-like protein kinase family protein. The record is from RefSeq and is a predicted model, not a curated record. Gene Ontology annotation, molecular function: protein kinase activity; protein binding; ATP binding. Gene Ontology annotation, biological process: protein phosphorylation. Lineage: Eukaryota; Viridiplantae; Streptophyta; Magnoliopsida; Malpighiales; Euphorbiaceae.
CCAUCCAUUAUUUUAUAUAUCAAGAAAAACAGACAGAGGAGGAUCCUAGGUGAAGGUGUGGGAUGGUGGUGGUGGUGGUGGUGGUGGAGGUGGUGCAGUUUUGUUGAUCUCUAUGCAUUGUUUUUUUUUUUUUUUGAAAGAUUAAUUAAUUUAUUAUCUAUAAUAUUUCUUUUGGUUUUGUUUGCGCUUUUCUUUGUAUUUCUAGGUAAGGUACUAAACACUAUACUACUUGUUUGAGUUUUGUGUUCAAAGCAAGCAAGAGAGAGAAAGAGAGAGAAGCAAAAACCAAUUAUGCAAAUCCGAGAAGAAAGUUUUGGAAAUUGAUGCAAAUGUCGAUUAUGCCUUGUUCAAGGCAAAUCCUCUUCUCUUCUUCUUCUUCUUCUUCUUAUUCUUUGUUAUCAUUUUCUAUCUUAAUUAAUCUUCUUUUUCUAUCACCUCCUUCUCUGGCUGCACCAAACCAUGAAGCAUCUAUUCUUUUUUCUUGGUUACAUUCUUCUAAUAACAAUUCACUGCCGCCACCUUCUUUCUCUAGCUGGAACAAUCUUGAUUCUUCCCCAUGUAAUUGGACCUUCAUAAAGUGUUCUCCUCAAGGUUUUGUUUCUGAAAUAGAUAUUCAGUCUAUUCCUCUCCAGCUUCCUUUACCAUCAAAUCUUUCUUCUUUUCUUUUUCUUAAUAAACUUGUCAUUUCUGAUGCUAAUAUCACUGGAACUAUGCCUCUUGAUAUUGGAGACUGUGUUUCGCUUACUGUAAUCGACCUCAGCUCUAAUAGUCUUGUCGGAAAUAUUCCAAGAAGCAUUGGCCAGCUUAAAAAUCUUCAAGACUUGAUUUUGAAUUCUAAUCAGUUAACUGGAAAAAUCCCAGUUGAGUUAACUAAUUGCAUUGGCCUCAAAAAUCUGCUUCUUUAUGAUAAUCGGUUGAGUGGGUACAUUCCAACAGAGCUAGGCAAGUUGUUAAGUCUUGAAGUUCUUAGAGCUGGAGGAAAUAAAGACAUUAUUGGCAAAAUUCCUGAUGAGCUUGGAAAUUGCAGGAACUUGACAGUUUUGGGAUUAGCUGAUACAAGAGUUUCAGGUUCUUUGCCUGUUUCAUUGGGUAAACUAAGUAAGCUGCAAACACUGUCCAUCUAUACUACAAUGCUUUCUGGUGAGGUUCCUCCUGAUAUUGGUAAUUGUUCUGAACUUGUAGAUUUGUUUCUUUAUGAAAAUAGUCUCUCUGGUUCGAUUCCGCCGGAGAUUGGUAAGCUUGGAAAGCUUGAACAGUUGUUGUUAUGGCAAAAUAGUCUUGUUGGAGUCAUUCCAGAAGAGAUUGGAAAUUGUAGUAAAUUGAAAAUGAUUGAUUUGUCUUUGAAUUCUUUAUCUGGGACUAUACCUUCUUCUAUAGGUGGUCUUUUGGAGCUUGAAGAGUUUAUGAUUAGUGAUAAUAAUGUGUCUGGUUCAAUUCCCUCCAAUCUUUCUAAUGCUACAAACCUUUUGCAAUUGCAACUUGACACAAAUCAGAUCUCAGGUUUAAUCCCACCUGAGCUUGGGAAGUUGUCAAAGCUUAAUGUGUUUUUUGCUUGGGCAAACCAACUUGAAGGAAGCAUUCCCUCUAGUUUGUCUAAAUGCAGUAACCUUCAAGCACUAGACUUGUCUCAUAAUUCACUUACUGGAAUUAUCCCUCCUGGCCUGUUUCAGCUUCGAAACCUCACUAAACUUCUUUUAAUAUCUAAUGACAUUUCUGGUUCUGUACCACCAGAGAUUGGUAAUUGCAGCUCUCUUAUCAGGCUAAGGCUUGGUAACAACAGGAUUGCUGGUGGCAUUCCUAAAGAGAUUGGGGAUCUUAAGAACUUGAAUUUUCUUGAUUUAUCCACCAAUCGCCUUUCUGGUCUGGUUCCUGAUGAAAUAGGAAGCUGCACGGAAUUGCAAAUGAUAGACCUUAGCAAUAACACUAUACAGGGUCCCCUGCCAAAUGCAUUGUCAUCUCUGAAUGGCCUUCAAGUCUUAGAUGUUUCAGCUAAUCAAUUUGAAGGUGAAAUACCAGCAAGCUUGGGCCGCCUUGUUUCACUCAACAAGCUCAUUCUAAGCAGGAAUUUGUUCUCUGGAUCAAUACCUUCGUCUCUUGGCCUUUUUUCAAGUCUUCAAUUGCUUGACCUAAGCGACAAUGAACUCACUGGCAGCAUUCCGAUGGAAUUGGGUCAUCUAGAAGCCCUUGAUAUUGCUCUCAAUCUCAGUUAUAAUGGACUUACAGGGCCAAUUCCACCUGAGAUGUCUGCACUCACUAAGCUUUCUAUAUUGGACAUCUCACAUAACAAGCUUGAAGGAAAUUUAAGUCCUCUUGCAGGCCUUGGCAAUCUUGUUUCUCUCAAUGUAUCUUUCAAUAACCUCACUGGCUAUCUUCCUGAUAAUAAGCUGUUUAGACAGCUACCGCCAGAAGAUUUAUCAGGAAACCCAGGUCUAUGUUCUUCCAUCAAGGACUCAUGUUUCUUGAGUGAUGCAGGCAGCACAGGACUGUCAAGAAAUGGAGAUGACAUAAGGCAGUCACGAAAGCUUAAGCUAGCAAUUGCUUUGCUUAUCACAUUGACAGUGGCUAUGGUGAUUAUGGGGACAAUUGCAAUUAUUCGUGCAAGAAGAACCAUUAGAGAUGAUGAUGAGUCCGAAUUGGGAGAUUCAUGGCCUUGGCAAUUCACUCCAUUUCAAAAGUUGAAUUUCUCUGUUGAUCAAGUUCUGAGAAGCUUGGUGGAUUCCAAUGUAAUUGGAAAAGGGUGUUCUGGUAUUGUUUAUCGUGCUGAUAUGGAAAAUGGUGAAGUCAUUGCUGUGAAGAAGCUUUGGCCUAAUACAAUGGCAGCCGAUAAUGGAUGCAAUGAUGAAAAAAGUGGCAUUCGCGAUUCUUUCUCAGCAGAAGUGAAAACACUCGGUACUAUUAGGCACAAGAACAUUGUUAGGUUCUUGGGCUGUUGUUGGAAUAGAAGUACAAGAUUGUUAAUGUACGAUUAUAUGCCGAACGGAAGCUUAGGUAGUCUCCUACAUGAAAGAACAGGAAAUGCAUUGGAAUGGGAACUCAGGUAUCAAAUUCUGUUGGGAGCAGCACAAGGCCUUUCUUAUUUGCACCAUGAUUGUGUUCCUCCAAUUGUUCAUAGAGAUAUCAAAGCCAACAACAUCCUUAUUGGCCUUGAAUUUGAGCCUUAUAUUGCAGAUUUUGGCCUUGCUAAGCUUGUCGAUGAUGGUGAUUUCGCUCGGUCAUCCAAUACAGUUGCAGGCUCUUAUGGAUAUAUUGCUCCUGAAUAUGGUUACAUGAUGAAGAUUACAGAGAAAAGCGAUGUUUAUAGCUACGGAGUGGUGGUAUUGGAAGUUUUAACAGGCAAGCAGCCAAUUGAUCCAACAAUACCAGAAGGACUACAUGUAGUGGAUUGGGUUAGAGAAAAGAAGGGAGGCGUUGAAGUGCUAGACCCUUGCCUAUUAUCUAGACCAGAGGCUGAAAUUGAAGAAAUGAUGCAAGCAUUAGGCAUAGCCUUAUUAUGUGUUAAUUCCUCUCCUGAUGAAAGACCAACCAUGAAAGAUGUUGCUGCAAUGCUUAAAGAGAUCAAACAUGAAAGGGAGGAGUAUGCAAAAGUUGAUAUGUUACUUAAAGGUUCAUCACCAGCAGCAAACACAGAAAUCAAGAACUCAAUUAGUAUUAAUGGAGUUGCUGCAACUUCAUCAUCAAAGACAGAAGCAAUUCAAAGUUGGUACCCAAAAAGCAAUAAUUCAAGCUUCUCUGCUUCCUCUUUACUUUACUCAUCUUCGUCUAAUGCCAAAGGGGGCUUCAAGUGAUGAAAAUAUAUAAAUAUAUAUAAAAUUACAGAUUGCACAGUCUUGAUGUAGAGUGGAAUUAAGCUUGUUCUUUUUUUUUUCUUUUAUGCUUUCUUCCUCAAUUUGUUCUUUUCCAAUGUAAAGAAAAUGCUGAUAUAUUUGUUAUAACUACUAAAUUCAACAACUACAAAAAGAGCCAAUAAAGAAACUUUAAUUCCUCUGGUAA